This is a messenger RNA of Morchella importuna, 261 nucleotides long. RefSeq lists its product as uncharacterized. The transcript has a single exon. Lineage: Eukaryota; Fungi; Ascomycota; Pezizomycetes; Pezizales; Morchellaceae. Bases 1 to 261 code for a protein of 86 amino acids. The record is from RefSeq and is a predicted model, not a curated record.
AUGACCUCUCUCGCUCGCGACACCCUCGAUAUCAACCUACAGGUUAUCCUCACGUCCUCCAUGGGUGCCGGGUCCUCGUUCCCCUCAAGAUUGCACUCUUCAUAUAGCUAUGGUGUGUCAACGACGUCUAGAGUACCGCAGUGCCUCACCUCCACUGUAGCCCGGCCAAAACCAGAUCUCAGUGCGGCUUCGCGCAUCGGACAUCUCAAAACUCGCAGCCCCGUCCCGACGACGACAUAUGUUGCGCAACCUGAGCUAUGA